Molecule: messenger RNA, 660 nt
Organism: Macrosteles quadrilineatus (aster leafhopper)
Lineage: Eukaryota; Metazoa; Arthropoda; Insecta; Hemiptera; Cicadellidae
Exons: 2
Coding region: 1-642 (213 amino acids)
Biological process (GO): telomere maintenance; DNA repair
Molecular function (GO): DNA helicase activity
Source: RefSeq, a predicted model, not a curated record
AUGGUAGUCGCUGGAAAAGGGCCAACAGAUAAUGUUGCUGUUGUGGAACCUGGACAUCGGGAUGUUGAUUUACAACAUGAUUGGUUUUCAUCUAGCCUUGAUUAUGGGGACCAUCAACACCUGCUUACUUUCUUGUCCAGCCACAAAGACCAGUCACCCAUUGCAGAUCUGCAAAAUUCUGACCAUUUCGUAAACCUGACUAAUUCACAACAAAAGGUCAUGGACAUACUCGAAGAUCAGAUAGUGGCUGAAAUAAACUUUUCACAAGAUGUCCCCUCUACCCAACUAACAAUUGUCCAAGGAAAAGCUGGAUGUGGAAAAAGCACAUUGAUACAAACUAUGACAGCAAAACUGACAGAGACACUAACAAGCGAAUCUUUCUUGCUCCUUGCUCCAACGGGAUCUGCAGCCCUAAACAUAAAUGGAACAACUAUCCACUCUGCUUUGAGCAUUCCAAUUCGGCCUUCUCACUUCAAGCCAUUGGAGGGAGAAUCAAGACACAACUUUAUCAACAUGAUGAGCCCAAUCCGUUUCAUCAUUAUAGAUGAAUACUCUAUGAUUGGGUUAUCAUUGUUGGGAAUGGUAGAGCAGCGCUGUAGAGAGGCCAACCCACACAAUUCAAAGAAGGUGACAACAAUUUAAUUUAAACAUGUAUUACAA